CUGCUCUAUCAUCUUUUUUCCCUCGAUGGACCGUUUGAGAUCAUUCCGCAAUUCCAUAUUCCUGCUGCUCCUCGGGAUAGCUUCGACAUUGUCCCCAUGUUCACUGUCAAAUUGAACAAACACUCAGUCCUGUUCAUUGAGGUCAGACCACCCGCAUCAUUUCGUCUGGAUUCCAAACGCCAAGAAGCUGACAGACAGAUGCGGGAGCAUUUCCGCGACCUCCACUCUGAUGUCGUCACUCCUACUCUCCCUGGCAUCAGCGCUUUCGGAACUCUUCUCUCAUUCUACCACUACGAUAAGGCAACCAACUCCGUCACCCCUCUCGCAAUUGCCCCCGAUCCCAACAUUAUGACUGAUGCUGCACCUAAGAGUCACUGGGAUUGCGAUAUUUUGGAUGUUGCUGGUGUAACUCGUUUUCGCAAGAUGGCCAACGAGGUCAAAGCGAUGUGUGCACAGCUCAUGGAU
Desarmillaria tabescens is the source of this 465-nucleotide messenger RNA. RefSeq lists its product as uncharacterized. The transcript has a single exon. The record is from RefSeq and is a predicted model, not a curated record. The annotation marks the transcript as partial. NCBI's taxonomy places the organism in Eukaryota, Fungi, Basidiomycota, Agaricomycetes, Agaricales, Physalacriaceae.